Tarenaya hassleriana is the source of this 1061-nucleotide messenger RNA. RefSeq lists its product as uncharacterized. Bases 17 to 388 code for a protein of 123 amino acids. The record is from RefSeq and is a predicted model, not a curated record. Lineage: Eukaryota; Viridiplantae; Streptophyta; Magnoliopsida; Brassicales; Cleomaceae. The transcript is spliced from 4 exons.
CAGGUUACCGAAAUUAAUGGGUAAACCGAAUGGGGCACGCGAGAUUGAACCCGAAACCGUUACCGCUCUCAUCUGCUUCAGCCAUCGCGGGUUCCUGCGAUUCUCGCCCAAAUCGGAAGUUGUUUCGUUUCCUCUUUUGGAAGCUCGAAGAUCUCUGCGGAAAUGGCGGACGAAGCAAACAGAUCUGCUUUCAUGGAGAUUCAUGGCCGCAUGGAUUGAACUUACUGGGAAACUGAAACAGGGCCUUGUUGAUCUGUUCCUUCAUAAGUUCCUGAAAGGCCUUCUUAACCCGUUCCCUCAUCUGUUGUUUCAUCCGUUCCGCCAGCGAUUGAGAGCGCGCAACCAUGAUGGUGAGAUCGGAAUGCUUCUUCUGAUCCAGAAACUUUGACAUUGCGUAAGAAACCCGCGAUUUGACAGAACGAGUCGUCAUCUUUGCCGCCUCCAUGUAAAUCCUGACGAGGUCCUUCCGACAGUUGUUCAACUUCCCAGUGAUAUCUCUGCCGCGUUCUGUCAAACUCCUCAGCCCAUCGAGGAACGCUUCGCUGCCACGCAAGUCCUGUUCGAGAAAUCUCUGGGCAUAAUUGCGAUUCUCCUCCCGCAUGUUUCUGGAUGAGUUCGGCGAUAUCUGACAGUGCAGCAGAGGCGGUGUAGUAGUCGCGCAUGAAACUCAGAAACCGAGUCCGAGAUUCAGUUCCGGAAUCUUGGGAGAGAUGUGUCGACAUUGUUGUUUAGGAUAGAAACUUUGAAAGUGAAACUGACUACUGACUAAGAGAUGUUUGUGGGGGUGAGUUUGAGAUAUGGAGCUUUCUCACCCCACGUUGCCUAUUUAUACAGAACCUGCUCGUACAAACUUCCUUUUUUUUUUGGCGGUAAAACUUUCCAUUUGUUUACCGGCAGAGGUAAAGGCUAAAGCUUUCCUUUUUUUUUAUCGGCAGGCCAAAGCUUUCCUUUUUUAUUUUGUGUUUUUUGCUUUUGUAAGUUUAAAGUUUCCAAUUUCCCCUUCUCUCUCUAUCCAACCCAUUGAACCCAACUUCGCAAAUGUUAAAUUUUCAUUUCUUCUC